Ictidomys tridecemlineatus (thirteen-lined ground squirrel) is the source of this 2054-nucleotide messenger RNA. It is a transcript of the gene Klf18, whose product is annotated as KLF transcription factor 18. Gene Ontology annotation, molecular function: RNA polymerase II cis-regulatory region sequence-specific DNA binding; DNA-binding transcription factor activity, RNA polymerase II-specific. Gene Ontology annotation, biological process: regulation of transcription by RNA polymerase II. Lineage: Eukaryota; Metazoa; Chordata; Mammalia; Rodentia; Sciuridae. The record is from RefSeq and is a predicted model, not a curated record.
UCACUCUCGGCGUCCUGAAGUCUUGAAAUGGAAAUUUAAAAGUUGAUGGUGGGCUCCACCCUGGAGGGCGUGGUUGAAGGGGCGGGGAGGGAAUCCGGAACCCAGAGCAUCCCUCAGGGCGAUAAAAGGGCCCAGCACCGUGCCCUGCUCCCAGUGCGAGUUCUGUUGGUUGUAGGCGCAGCUCUCGACGUGCGCAGCGCAGCCCUCGACGUGCACAGCGCAGCCCUCGACGUGCACAGCCCUCGACGUGCACAGGCCUCGCUGGGCUUAGGCCUGGGCUGGAACUCUGGAUCUACUUCUGGAUCCCACAACUGAAGAUCUCAUUUCAUCAUGUAAUAGCAAAGAGAUGAACUCCUUCUUCCAGACAAUUGAGGAAAUUGAGGAGCUUCUCCAGGUCUUCACUGAAUCUUAUAAGGACAUGGAAAAAAUGUCAGCAGUGCCAGAGCCACAGCUCUAUAUGCCUCUGACCAUCUCUGGUGAGGGCAGACUUCAUGAGUUCACCCAGGGUCAAUCAAUGCCUUCCUCGAGGCCUUCAAUGGAGACUUCUGUAUGUUCUAACAUCCCUGGAAUGGUCCUCACCCAGCAGACUCCUCCUAGUGAAGCCCUUGAUACAUUCCUUGGAGAACUAAGUGGGACUUUGUCCAUGAACCCCCAAAUGACAUCCUUUGAUCAGAUAAAAUCCUCAGCAGAAUUCCAGAUGAUGAAUAUUGCCGACACCCCAGAGACAUCACUCAUUGAUUGCCAGAAAACUACCGUCACUGCAAGCAUGAUGACAAUCUCUAGUGAAGUUAGCCAAAAGAAGACAUUAAUAGGUAAUCAGACUCUCAGUGAGAUCCAGAUGACCCUCAGUGAGAAUCAGACUCUCUAUGGAAGCCAACCAACAACUCUUAAAAAGGGCCAUGUGAUGACCUUCAGGGGUUUUCAGACUCUGAUUGAGGACUAUACCAUGACUUCCAGUGGUGACCAGACCCUCUGUGGGGGUCAGAUGACAAUGGCAAGUGGUAAUCAGAUCCUCUAUAGGUGUCAGAUGACAACCCCUAGUGGUGACCAGACCUACUCUGGGGGUCCGAUGGCAAAUCUCAAUAGUAACCAGACCCUCUAUGGGGGUCAGAUGACAACCCCAGGUGGUGACCAGACCUUUUAUGGGAGUCAGAUGGCAACCCCAGGUGGUGACCAAACCCUCUACAGGGGUCAGAUGGCAACCCCUGGUGAUGACCAGACCCUCUACGGGGGUCAGAUGGCAACCCCCAGUGAUGACCAGACCCUCUACGGGGGUCAGAUGGCAACCCCCAGUGAUGACCAGACCCUCUACGGGGGUCAGAUAGCAACCCCCGGUGGUGACCAGACCCUCUACGGCGAUCAGAUGGCAAUCUCCAGUGGUGACCAGACCCUCUACGGCGAUCAGAUGGCAAUCUCCAGUGGUGACCAGACCCUUUAUGGCGAUCAGAUGGCAAUCCCUGGUGGUGACCCGACCCUCUACAGGGGUCAGAUGAUGCCCCAUCAGUCUUCAUCAAUACCAUACCCAGGAUUCCUAAACGAUUCAAGCUCCCCUUUGAUUCAGGGACAAUUCCCAGAAAAUAAAUGGAAACUCAAGACUCAGAGAUAUCAGUUUCAGAAGAAUUCUAACAUUCUGAAGCCCUAUGCCUGCACCUACCAGGACUGUGGGAAAUGUUACACAAAGUAUUCCCACCUCCAAAUCCAUGAGCGCAAACACACUGGGGAUAAGCCCUAUGUAUGCAAUGAGAUAGGAUGCACAUGGAAAUUCACCCGCUCAGAUGAGCUCCGACGCCACAAAAGGAAGCACAGCGGAGAACGCCCCUACCUGUGCACCAGAUGUUGUAAGACUUUUGCACGAUCAGAUCACCUAAAGCAACACGAAAGAGUCCACAGAUAAUUUUCACAAUUGUGUAUACCUAGAAUUCUCUGUAAAACUUUUUAUUGGUACUCAGCACUAUGCUAGCAUAUAGUGGAUUUGUAAAGUUUUUCAUUUUUUUCCCUAAAGCACACAAGGAAAAUAUGUAUUUUCAUAUAGAAACUGGAUAAUACAAAAUGGA